AUGUCAAUCACACUGACCACCGACAACCGAGUGGCAAUGUGGCUGCUAUCGCCGAUCGCGCUGCAGAUUCUGGACUACCUCGACGACGCCGACGACGCACACGCCUUUCUUCAAGCGGCGCCCAAUGGCAGCCUUGAUGACGCGCUCGACGCGCUCCGGACGCUCUUGGCUAUGGACGUGGAGCUGUCGCUUUGGCCCACGCCAUACGCCGAAUGUCUGGAUGAAGUCUACAGCAUCAGUGCCAGCGUCGUCACAAGGGCGCUUCCUCUCUUCAGAGAGAUUGUUGUCACGCGCGCCCAGGACCAGGCGGCGAUCUGUCAUUCCACAGAACUGGCACCAACGACGACCGUGCGCUGUGACGUUCAGGGUGCCACCAGCGUCCGCGCAGCCCUUGGCAAGUGGCUUCCAAACCUCGUGGAUCUCAGAGUCACGAGCGAUUUCCCUCUGGACGUUGCGGCAGUCCUCACAGACAGCGUCUCGACGUGUCAUGGCCUCCGAGCGGUGACCAUGCGCCAGUCAGAAAACCUAGAACAAGCCGCGUUUGACGCUGCGCUGACCGCUGUCCUUGCAACAUGCUCCCAGGUCGAGCGUAUCUGGGUUGGCUCGUCGAGUUUAUCGCCCAUGUCCGACUGCAAGUCCCUCGUUGCGUGGCUGGCGCUACCCACCGCGCGUCACCUCGAGCUGGAAGGGACCGACUUUUACGACGAGGUCGGCGUAGAGCUGGCGGUGGCCAUGCUCGCAUCGAGUACGCUCGAGACAACCAAUUUGUCUGCAGUCCCGAGCCUCACGCGUGCGAUUUUGAGUCCGUCGUCGCCGCCGCUGCCGUCGCAACUGCGUCACCUGAUAAUUUUUGACUACGCGCUCAAAAACGACUACGAUUUCAACGACGACGACGACGACGACGACGUCGAUCCACCGACAGCGCUUGGUGAAGCCGAUGUGGCCGCGCUCGCCGCCAAGAUUUCACGUUCGCGCCUUGAAAGCUUGGAUGUGUGGCUGCAAGACGGUUGCGAUGCGACGCCAGUCGUUUCCGUCUUGCCGCAGCUACCGGCGCUGACCAAACUUGCGCUUCAGGCGGUGCAUCUGACCUGGUUCCCAAAACUGCGCCACCUCUGGCAUCUCGAGCUGUUCUCAGUAACGUUCUCAGACGCGGCCAUCGAGUCGCUGGCUGCGUUUCUUGGGUCGUCGCCAAAGACCGUGCAGCUGGAUCUGGGAUGCGACCCGCUCCCAGAUCCACACGCCAACAUCAUCUUUGGUGCGCUACCGCAAUGGCUCAGUCGCCGAGGUACGGCGUGCGAGAUCCGUCUUGCAAUCAAGAGCGAUGUGUGUGCGGAAGCUUUUGCGACUGCGCUCGCUCAGACGCGCAAUUCACACACGGUCAAGAUCACGAUUGCCAGUGCUGGUCUCUCGCUUGCCGCCAAGCAGCAACUGGUCGCGGCGCUGGCGUUGACGUCGCGGAUGACGCUGGUGUUUAGUAGCGGAGGCCAUCGUUGUGCCGAGGACGACGCGAUACUGGAAGCAUAUGGUCGAAAGCACCAUCUCUAUGGCAAGCAGCACUUUCAUGGUGGCGCCAAGUCGAUUCGUUUCCACUCGCCUUGCACCGUGGUGCGCUAAGCUUGAAACAUUGAUACUUCUCUUUUCAAGGUG
Saprolegnia diclina VS20 is the source of this 1647-nucleotide messenger RNA. RefSeq lists its product as hypothetical. The record is from RefSeq and is a predicted model, not a curated record. The coding region runs from base 1 to 1614 and encodes 537 amino acids. The transcript has a single exon. NCBI's taxonomy places the organism in Eukaryota, Oomycota, Saprolegniomycetes, Saprolegniales, Saprolegniaceae.